This is a messenger RNA of Penicillium olsonii, 1482 nucleotides long. NCBI's taxonomy places the organism in Eukaryota, Fungi, Ascomycota, Eurotiomycetes, Eurotiales, Aspergillaceae. The record is from the annotation of a GenBank genome assembly.
AUGACUUCUCGAGACGGGUUUCAAUGGACUUCGGAAACAGGCCUCACCCAGGGUGUCUCUUCCAUUGGUGUCAUCUCUCCUCCCUCAAAUAUCUCGGCAGCCGAAGCAGGACCUUGGGAUGUCAUUGUUGUUGGCGCCGGAUACACUGGUUUGACGGCAACUCGAGACUUGUGUCUUGCUGGCCACAAGGUGCUUCUCCUCGAAGCCCGCGACCGUAUUGGGGGUCGAUCGUGGUCCUCUAACAUCGGAGACUACCCCUUCGAAAUGGGCGGCACAUGGGUUCAUUGGGGACAGCCGCAUGUGUGGCGGGAGAUCUCUAGAUAUCGCAUGCGGGAAGAGUUGGAGAAUUCGUUCGAUUUCUCGCGGGGAGUCAAUCACUUCCAGCUGCGCACAAACCAGAGCGAAAGCGUAAUGAGUCAUGACGAGGAGGACACUCUGCUUGCUUCUGGGCUGGCCAAGUUCGUGGAUGUGGAUGGAGCCAUGGGCCGGAAGAUCAUACCUUACCCCCACGAUGCCUUUCACGUCCCCGAGGCGCGCAAGUAUGAUGCACAGUCUGCGGCCGACCGUUUGAAGGAGAUUGCUCUUUCCCUCACGCCAAACGAGCGUGCCGCGUUGGAGAGCUUCGUCCUGCUCUGUAGCUGCGGUACCCUUGAAACCACAAGUUUCUUCGAGUUCCUGCACUGGUGGGCUCUAUGUGGCUACUCCUACCAGGGAUGCAUGGAUGCAUUGAUUUCCUACAAAUUCAAGGGCGGCCAGUCUUCCUUUGCGAUCAAGUUCUUCAAGGAGGCCCUCUCAACCGGUAAUCUAUCCUAUUCAUUCAACAGCCCUGCGCAGUCCAUCAGUGAUCAAGGCGACAAAGUGACACUGAUAACCCGGAGCGGGAGUCAGUACACUGGGUCUCGCUUGGUUUCCACUAUCCCUCUAAAUGUGUUGAACACAGUCGCUUUCAGUCCGCCCUUGAAUUCCCAACGUACUGCAGCGGCCAACACAGGUCAUGUCAACCAGUGCGUCAAGGUCCAUGCCGAGAUCUCCAACAAGGAUAUGCGCUCUUGGACAGGUAUCACGUACCCUUUCAAUAAGCUCACGUAUGCCAUCGGUGAUGGAACCACGCCUGCCGGGAACACUCAUAUCGUUUGCUUUGGUGGGUUCCACAACCACAUUCAUCCAGAAGAGGAUAUCAACGAGACAAGAAAGGCUGUUCAAAGCAUGGCACCCGGAAAUAUGGAUAUCAAGCGCUUGGUUUUCCACAACUGGGCGAAGGAUGAAUUUGCGAAGGGCGCUUGGUUCUUUUCCCCUCCAAACAUGCUGUCAACUUCCUUGGAUGCGCUGAGGUCUCGCCAUGGAAAUGUUCUCUUUGCUAAUUCCGAUUGGGCUGUUGGUUGGCGCAGCUUCAUCGAUGGUGCUAUCGAAGAAGGAACUCGUGCUGCAUUUACCGUGACGGAAGAGUUACGAGGCCCAUCUGCUUCCCGCUCUCGUCUAUAG